Nymphalis io (European peacock) is the source of this 4878-nucleotide messenger RNA. It is a transcript of the gene Sdc, whose product is annotated as syndecan. Gene Ontology annotation, cellular component: membrane; cell surface. Gene Ontology annotation, biological process: cell migration. The transcript is spliced from 5 exons. NCBI's taxonomy places the organism in Eukaryota, Metazoa, Arthropoda, Insecta, Lepidoptera, Nymphalidae. The record is from RefSeq and is a predicted model, not a curated record. Bases 176 to 1006 code for a protein of 276 amino acids.
GCCAAGCGCCACUCAGUUUACUACAAACUCAAAUCGACGACGCAUGUCGCUUCUCUCGUUGUUGUGACCGUGUGUAUGGUGCUAGUGUAAUAACAUAACAGCAAAUUGUUUCGUGCUGUGAUAAUUUGUGUGGUGUAACCCCGUUCAUAAAACCGGGCUUAUCAAAGUUAUUGUGAUGCAGUUGAGCAUAUUCCUAUGGCUGUCUUGUGUAGCCCUCGCAGGAUAUGUUCGAGCGACAGAGGAGGGUGCAACUGGCGUUCCGUCAACGGAAGGCGCAGUACACCAGCACGACGACCCGCUCGCGUCAGACAAGGAUCUAUUCAUCGACGAUGAUGGUUCCGGUGUAGAGAUCGACGAGAGCUCCGGCUCCGGGUGGGGUCCCGGGCCCGGUCCGGACGACGAGGACGGCCGCGCCGGUUCAGGUGACGCACCCAAUGCGCCUGAGGAUGACGAAGACUUCACUCUACGUACCACCACGACACCGGAACCGGGUGACUUCGAUUCAGACUAUUCGGAGGAGCACAUGAUCGACUCGGUUCCGGAAACCGCACCCACAAUCCUGCCAGUAGACAAGUUCGAUGUAGUCAGUCCUCGUAUAUUAUCUAAACCAGAGGAAGCACCAGACACACGCGGAUCGGAGGAACAGUCUCCUCGUCCAGAUCAGACAGACAUUAGUAUAUCCGGGGAAGACAUAAACCCGCCUAUUGACCAAGACAAGUCUGGUUCGAACCUCGAACCGGAGUCGCGUCCGGCGGAUAACGUCGUGUUCAUCAUGAACGCUAAGUCCGAGGAUCGCGCCACCAGCUUUUUCGCGCAGCCUGGCAUACUUGCGGCUGUGAUCGGCGGAGCGGUGGUAGGACUGCUAUGUGCGAUUCUGGUGGUCAUGUUCAUAGUAUACCGCAUGCGUAAGAAGGACGAGGGCUCAUACGCGCUCGACGAACCAAAGAGGAGCCCCGCCGCAGCCUCCUACGGGAAGGGUCACAACAACCGGGAGUUCUAUGCGUGAGACCACACAGAACAAACUCUGCCACAAGUUUAUUAAACGAUACACAAACAGCAUAUUCAAAAUGGCGGAUAACGCCGUUCCAAAUUUAAAUUCUGAUAUUGGCAGUUGCAACCCGUUCGUCGCUUCGAACGUUUCUAUAAUAAUGUGGCUAAAUUUGUUCUGUGAAUAUGGAUAAUAAAAUAUAUCCAAUAAAUUUAUCAACAUGUAAAUGUACUGAUUGUACUUUGUUAUGUACAAACCAUGUACGAUCUAAUGUUGUCUAAUCGACAUUCGAAUUUGUGUGAAUUGAAUUUUAUGAAAAUAUCAAUUUUAAGACCAAAUUUUUAAAUUCAACGAGGUGUUGAUGUUCAUAAACUGUCUUAAGUCUUGGUGUACUAUAUACUGGACAGUAGCAGCCAAAGCGUAAACUGUUAAGAGUAAAAGACAAAGAGAGAGACACAAAUCGACUCUUGUCUCAUCUUUUUGUUUCUUGUAAAUAACAGCUGAUGCUAUUGGUCAAGUCUUCAACGUGAUCAAAGCCAAUGUGUUUUGAAUGUUGAAGUAUCACAAGUUUUAAUUUAAACUUAACGGAAGAUCUUGUAUAAUGUUGUUCUGUAAAAAAUAAAUGUGCCAUCCGCUUCUUUCGAUUGUAUAUUUGCCAAUCAUAUGUUAGUUUUAUCUUCAUCGCAUAGAUUAUAUUCUAACUGUAGCCGAUAAUCUAUGGACACGUCCAUAUCUUGUUUGUGUAUGUCAUGUAUAAAGUUAUUAUUUGAAACCUUGUAAAAUAAAUACCAGAGUAGAAAUUUAACAAAAACCAUUGCAUUUUUUAAAAACAUUUAAUAAAUAAAAAGAAUUAUUGAAAUAAAUUCAAUUACUCUCUUCAAUAAUCAACUAAAACCAUUACAUGGAUUGUUGGUUUUGUUUUACGAGGUUUCAACAUAAAAGUUAUAAUUAUAAGCGUAUUAAAUUAAAUACAUACAUAUAUCACAUACUAUUUGCAAACGGAUGUGUAUCGCCGAGUUCUAGAAAAUCAUAUUAACCUUUCAGAACAACGGGCGUCGCAUUGUAAAGUGUACGUUAUGACAAUCUGUAUGAAAUUGACUAUAGAAUUUUUCUUUGUGUUCCUCUAGUUUAUAAGUCUUUUGUAAUUGUUUUUUUAUACUAACUAUGUGGGGUUUAAUCAUUAUUCUGUUUUAUACUUUUAAUUAAUUUUACUUACUGUAAUUUAAGACUUUUUGUCAUGUCGGCUAUGAUUGAAUUAACACAUGUUAACACCAUUUUGGUUGUAUUUUUUAUAUAACAAUCAGUUUCCGUCAGUGCGCAACGAAUUUUGAUUCCAAUUUUCAUUUCAUGAUGACAAUAUUUUUUUAUAAUCACUUGAAUUUUUUUAUGCGUUUUAAUACAAUCGCCUAAUAUUUCGUUGCCAAGUUAUAUGUGACAAUUCAGUCAAUUAAUUUAUUUAAAUUAUAUUUAAUAGUCGUGUAUCAUUGAUUAUAUCAAAUUAUAAAUUAAUCAAUUAGUAAUAUACGCGUAUGUGUAAUUUUAAUAUAAUAAUUGUGAAAAUUGGAAUACGGUUCGGAAAUAUUGAAAUAAUACUGCUAGAUAAAUAGUGUAUCGAGAAAUAUUGUUAUCUAAAAUGUAUUUUCGAAUACUAACUGCGUUUAAGGUAAUAUAAGGAUAAAUUAAACAAGUAUCAAAUUACUAACGUUACAGUAUAUACUCCCUGCCCGAUUAUAAAGAGAGGGAAAAGGACGCUGUAUAUGACGCGCUUUGUCACACUUCCCGUAAGUGUCUUAUGGGACGCCGUAGUGACACUCCCAUAGUCGUAUUGGUGUAUUUACAAUUUUAUUUUGUUUAUUACAAAACAAAGUCAAACAUCGUCGAGUACAAAAUUAAUUGAAAGUAAACCAAUAUUUUCAUUUAUAAUAAAUCGGAACAUAAAUGUACUGUCAUGAAUAAAAUAAAAUCAUAAUGUUAUAAUAUAUAUACUUUACGAAGUAACUGAAAUUCGUUUUUAAAUUAUUGGAUAUAGAAAGUCUGUUUCGUGAACAGCGAGUUUCUGAUAUUACCAUAAUAAGUUAUGAGUUAACAAAAAUGAUAAACCAUUUCUAUUAUUUUUAACAUUUUACUUUGUAAUCUAUGCAUCACUCAAGUAUGAAUACAGUUUUUAUAAAUAGACACGAUAGAAAGACAAUAGAUAUUUGGAAAGUAUUGAUUACUUGAAAACGCAGCUAGUAUUAGUUAUCUGCUAAAACAUUCCUCUGCGAACAGAUUAAAAAUAAUAUCCUAAAAUAUUAGCUAUGACGCUCACUUAGUAUAAGUAUCUGUACAUUAUUAUUGUAAAUUCUUUUAGAUCUAAUGCUACACUAAUUUAUACAAUAACAUAGUAAUUCAGUAACCAAAUAUUAUUGAUUCUUUUUUCAAAUAGUCCAUAAAUAUAACAGAAGCUUAUAGGUAUUUUUUUUUAAAUUAACAGAUAAAAUAAAAUAAUUAAAUAUUAAACUUGGCUAGUUUAAAUAUAUGAUCUGUGACCAUUUUAAUUUUUAAAUUUAUGUGGUUUUUUUAUAUUUUACCACAUAGACCAAGUUUGAUAGCUUGUUAAUAACGCAGCGCAAAAGUGACAUGUUGCUCUUCAUGGUGCGUUUCUACUGAAAUAUUUGUUACAAUUACUAUGCUUGCAACUUUUUCAAAUAUUCGGCAAGCCACCAACAAUUACACACAGUAUCAAAUUUUGUUCACAAUUUACGGAAAAAUUUGACACCAAGGUCUGUUGACAACACAAAUGUGUUUUUCAUUCUUUUGCAUUACAUGUUACAAAUUAAAAUAAAUGUUGGAGAUUUUUUAUCUCUUGUUAUAUAAGUGUUAAAAAAAAUUACAAAUAAGUACGUCACUUUUGUCCUGAGUUAUGUGUGGCAUUAUUAUCUGUGGCAUCAAUAAUUAGCAGUGCAACAAUGUUAUGCAAGCUAUUCGAAUUGUAUGUUAAGUCAUUUUGCAUUUAAGGUCACGCGACUCAUGCUGUUUAUAAAUUAAAAUGGCGUGGGAAUAUUCUUUAUUCAAAUAGACAUUUUUUUUUGCUCAAAUUUUUCAUCCAUGGACAAUUUUUAACAAUUGUAUCCAUAUUGUAUCUGAAUAUUCAAAAAAAAUAAUCAUUCAUUUGUAAAUUUUUAAUUAUUGGCAGCUUUUUACAUUAUAUUUUAAUAUGAUAUAAAAUGUAUGUAUAAUCUAUGAAAUUAUUUUGCAGUUAUUUUAAGGGUUUAUUUCACAAACAAUUUAUUUCAGUAUAAUUCAAUUAAAAAUAUUAAUUUCCAAAAUAUAUCUCGCUAUUCCUUUUUUUGGAAUUAUCCAAAAGUAGAGUCAGUUUUAAUUAUUUCUAGUACCUUUAAAUUAUAUUGAAAUAAAUCGUGUAUGUUUUCACUAUGUAUAUCAGAGUUUAAAAUUAUUUAAUACAGCUUUGAAUGGUGCUUAUAAUUAUUUUAUUACAAUGGGUAUUGAAAUAGAGUAUAAAAUAUUUCCAUUUAAACAUUUUUAACCCUUAAUAUUUUACCCACAUGAUAUUUUAGUAUAUUAUAUCCGCGGGCUUGGACAAAUGCAUUCGAAGAUUGCCAAAUAUAUUCUAUCAUUAUUUGAUCACGUGACAUAUCAAAUAUAGUGUGUCAUUUUGAUGUAUUCUACAAAAUAAUUUGUCAAUCGAUAUGCAAUUUGUCUAGACCCACUGAGUCAUUAUCAUUAAACUAAUCAAUGGUGAAAUGAAUCCUUAAUAUAUUAUAUGAUUUUAUAAUAAUGACUAAUGUUUUCGAUUAAGGCUAGAUUUAGGGUAGGCAUAAAUAUAUCGAUGUCCACCUUGUAAAUAAUGCUCCUUUACACAUAGGUAAUUAUACAGGUCAUUAUGAACA